Molecule: messenger RNA, 760 nt
Organism: Chrysoperla carnea
Lineage: Eukaryota; Metazoa; Arthropoda; Insecta; Neuroptera; Chrysopidae
Product: cuticle protein 76-like
Exons: 3
Coding region: 52-540 (162 amino acids)
Source: RefSeq, a predicted model, not a curated record
UUACUUAACAUUUAAUAAUAGCUUAAAAAAAACAAAACCCUUAAAGUCAAAAUGGCUCCAAUUCACAAGUUUUCAGUGUUAGUACUUGCCACAGUUUUAUUUGCCAGCGCACACGCUGGAUACUUAGGUGCCCCCGCACCAGCUUAUUAUGGUCAUGGUAGUGUAGCAAUUCCAACACCAGCAAUUACAUCACAAUCAUCAAAUAUUCUCCGUAGCUAUGGUAAUUUAGGUCAAGUAUCAACAUUCUCAAAAACAAUUGAUACACCAUACUCCAGUGUAUCCAAAUCUGAUGUACGUGUCAGCAAUCCAGGAAUUUAUGCAGCUCCAGCAUACAGACCAGCUUAUGCCGCCCCAGCUUAUGCUGCCCCAGCUUAUGCCCCAGCUAUUGCCGCACCAGCUUAUGCUCCAGCUGCCUAUGCCCGACCAGCUCUCGCACAUCCAGCUGCCGCCGGUUUAUUAGGUGUUGCCUACUCACCAGCCACAUCUGUAUCAUCUAUGACAUAUUCAGCUCCAGCCCUAGGUCUCUCAUACGCUUGGUAAACCAAAUUCAACAAAGAAGAUCAAAAAAAUGAUUGAAAAAUUGCUCUGUCAUCUUCAAAAUUCACUCUUUUGGAUUCACUACUCAUCAUUAAUUAUUUAUUUUGAUUAGUUUUCAUUUCAUCAAUUGGUAUCGCGCAUUUUUCUCAUUUUGGAUUUAUUCUAAUCUGUUCAGAAUGCUUAAUUUUAAUUAUUGUAAUUUUAAGGUUUAUUUUUAAUUUAU